Chara braunii is the source of this 2035-nucleotide messenger RNA. The record is from the annotation of a GenBank genome assembly. Lineage: Eukaryota; Viridiplantae; Streptophyta; Charophyceae; Charales; Characeae.
CCACGCCACGAUCCUCCUCACCCGGAGCCUUCCGUGCCCACACCAUCUCCUUCUAUCACGGUCACCUCGCCUCGGCAGUUCGCCCACUUCAUCCGACAGGACGACGUCACCUUCUUUAUGGUGAACGUGACGGAUCUCUUACACUAUGAUCCACCCUGUCCCGACGCCGAGCUCAUGCCUCAGGAGCCAGAUCCUCCUUCUAUCUCCAUGGCUCCCAUCUCUACUUCCGUCCUUCCGCCGUCCGUCAGGUCCAGCCCGCCGUCGCGCGCUGACGCUGACGCUGAGGAACUCGCACGAUAUACGGCUGACCUGGAGCCCGCCGUUCGUGACCUCAUCCGAGAGUACCACGACGUUUUCCCAUCGUCGUUCUCGUACUCCGGCAUCCCACCGAUGCGUGACGUCGAACACUCCAUCCAGCUUGUGCCUGACUAUCGUGUUCACCACCAGGCACCCUACAGACUCUCGAUCCCCGAGGCCACCAAACUCAACCGUCAGCUUGAGGAGCUCCUAAGACUGGGCUUGAUUAAACCCAACAACUCCCCGUGGGGUGCACCCGUCCUCUUUGCUCGCAAAGCGGAUGAAAUUCUUCGUCUCUGCAUCGACUACAGCGGUCUCAACCGCUACACGGUUAAGAACAACUACCCCAUGCCUCGUUCCGAUGAGCUGUUUGUCUGCCUAGCAGGCAACCGCUUCUUUAAGAAGGUUGAUCUUCGUAGCAGUUACCAUCAAAUCUGUGUCGUUGUAGCCGACCAGCCGAAGACCGCGUUCCGAUCGCGCUUCGGCCACUACGAGUUUACGGUGAUGUCAUUCGGCCUCACCAACGCACCGGCUACCUUCCAUAGGGCGAUGAACGACAUAUGCAGGGACAUCCUGGAGCAACAUGGCUUCUACGCCAAGCUGAGUGGCCACAUGGACGACGCGAAGAUCACUGCUAUUGCGGAGUGGCCCGCUUCCACAGCCGCCAAGCAGCUUCGCAACCUCCUAGGCCUGACCAACUAUUAUAGUAAUUUCAUCCAGGGAUACGCUAGUUUAUGCCGCUCGACACUGGCGUCACUACCUGCACGGGGCACCAUUCACGGUGCGCACGGCGACACAGACAACUCCGUUGUCCAGGCUUUUCUGACAAAGCCGAAGCUCACUCCUCGACAGGCUCAAUGGUGGCGCGACCUAUCCGAGUUUAGUUUCACCACCGAGCACAUAAAGGGUGAGACUAAUCGGGUCGCAGAUGCCCUAUCCCGGCACCCUGACCACGACCAGGAGCAGAUCCAACUCUCUUCCAUCUCGGUCACCACCGUCCACCACUCGGUGAUCGACGAGUUUCGCACUCAGUACCGCCACUGCCCUGACUAUCGCGACAUCCACGCGACCAUUCGGAGUGGCAAGACCGUCCCGGACUACUCUCUCGGGGACAACGGUCUCGUGUACUGGCACGGUUCACAGGGCACCAGAGAGCCCCGUAUUUGCGUUCCCUCCACUGGACAGCUACGUGUCCGAGCAGUAGCAGAGUUCCAUGACCAGGCAGCCGCCGGUCAUAUGGGCUUCCACAAGACGUUGGCUCGUGUGAGCCGCCUGUACGUCUGGCUGAAGCGCAAGGACUUUGUGAAGGACUACGCCGCAGAGUGUCCCACCUGUCAGGAAGUGAACAGUGCGAACCACCUACCUUAUGGUUUGCUCCAGCCUCUUCCUAUACCUGAGGGUCGUUUGCAGUCCAUCUCGAUGGACUUUAUCGGUCCUUUUCGACCUUCGACCCCCCGCGGUCAUGAUGCUAUCCUGGUCGUCGUCGACCGCUUCAAGAAGCGUGCACGCUUUAUUCCGUGCCGCUAUGCCAUCAGUGCACGUGAGGUCGCCGACAUAGUGUUUGACCGAGUCGUGCGUGAUCACGGCUUACCUCUAAGCAUCAUAUCUGACCGGGACCCGCGCUUUACCAGCCGAUUCUGGCGACGUCUCCACGAGGUGUACGACACUUAGCUCCGAUUCUCCUCGUCUUACCAUCCCCAGACUGAUGGUUAGAUCGAGAUCACGAACAGGACUCUCG